UUUCCGGGAGGAGUUUUGGGCCCCGCGAGACCCCGUCGGGCGCCACGCCUUCUCACCAGAGGUAGUUGUGGAGGCGGCGGGAGCCCGCCUAAGUGUUAUUGAAGCGUGCCUCGCGUCCUCAGCAUGGGCGAGCAUGGCCGGGAGCUGGCGUCUAUGAUCCCGGCCCUGCGGGAGCUGGGCAGUGCCAGUCCAGAGGAAUAUAAUACCGUUGUACAGAAGCCAAGGCAAAUUCUAUGUCAGUUCAUCGACCGAAUACUCACAGAUGUAAAUGUUGUUGCUCUGGAACUUGUAAAGAAAACUGACUCUCAGCCAACCUCUGUGAUGUUGCUUGAUUUCAUCCAACAUAUCAUGAAGUCCUCCCCACUUAUGUUUGUAAAUGUGAAUGGAAGCCAUGGGCAAAAUGAGGCCAAAGACAGUUGUAUUGAAUUCAGUAAUUGGAUCAUAACAAGACUUCUACGGAUUGCAGCAAAUCCAUCCUGUCAUAUGUUACACAAAAAAAUCUGUGAAGUCAUCUGCUCAUUAUUAUUUCUUUUUAAAAGCAAGAGUCCUGCUAUUUUUGGAGUCGUGACGAAGGAAUUAUUAUAUCUUUUUGAAGACUUGAUUUACCUCCACAAGAGAGAUGCAUUGGGACACUUUAUGGAAUGGCCAGUGGUAGUUAGCCGAUUUUUAAGUCAAUUAGAUGAACAUGUAGGAUAUUUACAACCAGCUCCUUUGCAGUUCAUGAACAUGCAAAAUUUAGAGUUUAUUGAAAUUACUUUAUUAACGGUUCUUAUUCGUAUCAUUGCAAUUGUGUUUUUUAGAAGGCAAGAACUCUUACUUUGGCGUAUAGGUUGUGUUCUGCUAGAGUAUGGUACUCCAAAAGUUAAAUCCUUAGCAAUUAGCCUUUUAACUGAACUCUUUGAGCUUGGAGGACUACCAGCACAACCAGCCAGCACUUUUUUCAGCUCAUUUUUGGAAUUGUUAAAACGCCUUGUAGAAAUGGAUGCUGACCAAUUGAAACUCUAUGAAGAGCCAUUAUCAAAGCUGAUAAAGACACUAUUCCCCUUUGAAGCAGAAGCUUAUAGAAAUAUUGAGCCUGUCUAUUUAAAUAUGCUGCUAGAAAAACUCUGUGUCAUGUUUGAAGACGGUGUGCUUCUGCAGCUUAAGUCUGAUUUGCUAAAAGCAGCUUUAUGCCAUUUACUGCAGUAUUUCCUUAAAUAUGUGCCAGCUGGGUAUGAAUCUGCUUUACAAGUCAGGAAGGUUUAUGUGAGAAAUAUUUGUAGAGCUCUUGUGGAUGUGCUUGGAGUUCAGGUAGAUGCAGAGUAUUUGUUGGGCCCACUUUAUGCAGCCUUAAAAAUGGAAAGUAUGGAAAUCAUUGAGGAAGUUCAGUGCCAGAUUCAACAGGAAAAUCUCAGCAAUGAUAGCGAUGGAGUGUCACCCAAAAGGCGUCGACUCAGCUCAUCUAACUCCUCCAAAAGAGCACCAAAACAGACUGAGGAAAUUAAGCAUGUGGACAUGAACCAAAAAAGCAUAUUAUGGAGUACACUGAAACAGAAGGCUGAGGACCUUCAGAUUUUCCUUGAAUUCAAUAAUCUGAAGAAUCCUCUUAUUGAGACUUUAGAAGGAAUCACUGUCGUCCUACAACUGACUGCUCUGUGUACUUUUCAUUGUUCUCAUCAAAACAUGGACUGCUAUAAUUUCAAGGACGGUCAACAGAAAUGUAAGAAGAAACCUUCAGUAAUAAUAACUUGGAUGUCUUUGGAUUUUUACACAAAAGUGCUUAAGAGCUGCAGGACUUUGUUAGAAUCUGUUCAGAAACCUGACCUGGAGACAAUUAUUGACAAAGUAGUGAAAAUAUAUGAUGCUUUGAUGUAUAUUCAAGUAAAAACUUCAUUUGAAGAUCAUAUCCUGGAAGAUUUAUGUGGAAUGCUUUCACUUCCAUGGAUUUAUUCCCAUUCUGAUGAUGGCUCUUUAAAGUUGACCACAUUUGCCACCAGUCUUCUAGCAGUAAGCCAGAGGAUUUCAGAGAGCUACUCACCACAGGCACAGUCACGGUGUGUAUUUCUUCUAACUCUUUUUCCAAGAAGAAUAUACCUGGAGUGGAGAACAGCAGUUUACGGCUGGGCCCUGCAGAGCUCCCAUGAAGUAAUCCGGACAAAUUGUAUUAGUGGAUUUUUUAUCUUAUUACAGCAGCAGAAUUCUUGUAACAGAAUUCCCAAAAUUCUUAUAGAUAAAGUCAAAGAUGAUUCUGAUAUUGUCAAGAAAGAAUUUGCAUCCAUACUUGGUCAGCUUGUCUGUACACUUCAUGGCAUGUUUUAUUUGACAAGUUCUUUAACAGAACCUUUCUCUGAACGUGGACAUAUUGACCUUUUAUGUAAGAGGCUAAAAGUUACUUCUCAACAUGAAUGUUCAUCUUCUCGACUGAAAGCUUCUGUUUGCAAGCCAUUUCUUUUCCUACUGAAAAAAAAAACACAUAGUCCAGUGAAACUUGCUUUCAUAGAUAAUCUGUAUCAUCUUUGUAAGCACCUUGAUUUUAGAGAAGAUGAAACAGAUGUCAGAACGGUUCUUGGAACUUUAUUAAAUUUAAUGGAAGAUCCAGACAAGGAUGUUAGAGUGGCGUUUAGUGGAAAUAUCAAGCAUAUAUUGGAAUCCUUGGAUGCUGAAGACGGAUUUAUAAAAGAGCUUUUUGUGUUAAGAAUGAAGGAAGCAUACACACAUGCUCAGAUCUCAAGAAAUAAUGAGUUGAAGGAUACCUUGAUUCUUACAACAGGGGAUAUUGGAAGGGCAGCAAAAGGGGAUUUGGUACCUUUUGCACUCUUGCACUUAUUGCAUUGUUUAUUAUCCAAGUCAGCAUCUGUCUCUGGAGCAGCAUACACAGAAAUUAGAGCUCUGGUUGCAGCUAAAAGUGUUAAACUGCAAAACUUUUUCAGCCAAUAUAAGAAACCCAUCUGUCAGUUUUUGGUAGAAUCCCUCCACUCCAGUCAGAUGACAGCACUUCCUAGUACUCCAUGCCAGAACGCCGAGAUGCGAAAACAAGAUGUGGCUCACCAGAGAGAAAUGGCUUUAAAUACUUUGUCUGAAAUUGCCAACGUUUUUGACUUUCCUGAUCUUAAUCGUUUCCUUACUAGAACAUUACAAGUUCUGCUACCUGACCUUGCUGCCAAAGCAAGCCCUGCAGCUUCUGCUCUCAUUCGAACUUUAGGAAAACAAUUGAAUGUCAAUCGUAGAGAGAUUUUAAUAAAUAACUUCAAGUAUAUUUUUUCCCAUUUGGUCUGUUCCUGUUCCAAGGAUGAAUUAGAACGUGCACUUCAUUAUCUAAAGAAUGAAACAGAAAUUGAACUGGGGAGCCUGUUGAGACAAGAUUUCCAAGGACUGCAUAAUGAAUUAUUGCUCCGUAUUGGAGAGCACUAUCAACAGGUUUUCAAUGGGUUGUCAAUACUUGCCUCAUUUGCAUCUAGUGAUGAUCCAUAUCAGGGCCCAAGAGACAUCACGUCACCCGAAUUAAUGGCUGAUUAUUUACAACCCAAGUUGUUGGGCAUUUUGGCCUUUUUUAACAUGCAGUUACUGAGCUCCAGUGUUGGCAUUGAAGAUAAGAAAAUGGCCUUGAACAGUUUGAUGUCUUUGAUGAAACUGAUGGGACCCAAACAUGUGAGUUCUGUGAGGGUGAAGAUGAUGACCACACUGAGAACUGGCCUUCGAUUCAAGGAUGAUUUUCCUGAAUUGUGUUGCAGAGCUUGGGACUGCUUUGUUCGCUGCCUGGAUCAUGCUUAUCUAGGUUCCCUUCUCAGUCAUGUAAUAGUAGCUUUGUUACCUCUCAUUCACAUCCAGCCUAAAGAAACUGCAGCUAUAUUUCACUACCUCAUAAUUGAAAACAGGGAUGCUGUGCAAGAUUUUCUUCAUGAAAUAUAUUUUUUACCUGAUCAUCCAGAAUUAGAAAAGAUAAAAGCAGUUCUACAGGAAUACAGAAAGGAGACCUCUGAGAGUACUGAUCUUCAGACAACUCUUCAGCUAUCCAUGAAAGCAAUUCAACAUGAAAAUGUAGAUGUUCGUAUUCAUGCUCUUACGAGCUUGAAGGAAACCUUGUAUAAAAAUCAGGAAAAACUGAUCAAAUAUGCAACAGAUAGUGAAACGGUGGAACCUGUUAUUUCACAGUUGGUGACCGUGCUUUUGAAAGGUUGCCAAGAUGCAAACUCUCAAGCUCGGUUGCUCUGUGGGGAAUGUUUAGGGGAAUUGGGAGCAAUAGAUCCAGGUCGACUAGAUUUCUCCACCACUGAAACCCAAGGAAAAGAUUUUACAUUUGUGACUGGAGUAGAAGAUACAAACUUUGCCUAUGGAUUAUUGAUGGAACUAACAAGAGCUUACCUCGCAUAUGCAGAUAACAGUCGAGCUCAAGAUUCAGCUGCUUAUGCCAUUCAGGAGUUACUUUCUAUUUAUGACUGUAGAGAGAUGCAAACCGAUGGCUCGGGUCACCAAUUGUGGAGGAGAUUUCCCGAGCAUGUUCGGGAAAUACUGGAACCUCAUCUGAAUACUAGAUAUAAGAGUUCUCAGAAGUCAACAGAUUGGUCUGGAGUAAAGAAGCCAAUUUACUUAAGUAAAUUAGGUAAUAACUUUGCAGAAUGGUCAGCAUCUUGGGCAGGUUAUCUUAUAACAAAGGUUCGGCAUGACCUUGCCAGUAAAAUCUUCACCUGCUGUAGCAUUAUGAUGAAGCAUGAUUUCAAGGUGACCAUCUAUCUUCUUCCACAUAUUCUAGUGUAUGUUUUGUUGGGUUGUAAUCAAGAAGAUCAGCAGGAGGUUUAUGCAGAAAUUAUGGCAGUUCUAAAGCAUGACGAUCAGCAUACCAUAAGUACCCAAGACAGUGCAUCUGAUCUGUGUCAACUCAGUACACAGACUGUGUUCUCCAUGCUUGACCAUCUCACACAGUGGGCAAGGCGCAAAUUUCAGGCACUGAAUGCUGAAAAAUUUCCACAAGGCAAAUCAAAUAGGGAUAAGGUGGACUCCAUGGUAUCUACUGUGGAUUAUGAAGAGUAUCAGAGUGUAACUCGUUUUCUAGACCUCAUACCUCAGGAUACUCUGGCAGUAGCGUCCUUUCGCUCCAAAGCAUACACACGAGCUGUAAUGCACUUUGAAUCAUUUAUUACAGAAAAGAAGCAAAACAUUCAAGAGCAUCUUGGAUUUUUACAGAAACUGUAUGCUGCUAUGCAUGAACCAGAUGGCGUGGCUGGAGUAAGCGCAAUUCGAAAGGCAGAACCAUCCCUAAAAGAGCAGAUCCUUGAACAUGAAAGCCUCGGCUUACUGAGGGAUGCCACUGCUUGCUAUGACAGGGCUAUUCAGUUAGAACCAGACCAGAUCAUUCACUAUCAUGGCGUAGUGAAGUCCAUGUUAGGUCUUGGUCAGCUGUCUACUGUAAUCACUCAGGUGAAUGGAGUGCAUGCUAACAGAUCUGAAUGGACAGAUGAAUUAAACACAUACAGAGUGGAAGCAGCUUGGAAAUUGUCACAGUGGGAUUUGGUAGAAAACUAUUUGGCGGAAGAUGGGAAAUCUACAACAUGGAGUGUCAGACUGGGACAGCUAUUAUUAUCAGCUAAAAAAAGAGAUAUCACAGCUUUUUAUGACACAUUGAAACUAGUGAGAGCAGAACAAAUUGUGCCUCUUUCAGCUGCAAGCUUUGAAAGAGGCUCUUACCAACGAGGAUAUGAAUAUAUUGUGAGAUUGCACAUGUUGUGUGAGUUGGAGCAUAGCAUCAAACCACUUUUUUACCAGUCUCCAGGUGACAGUACUCAAGAAGAUUCACUAAAUUGGGUAGCUCGGCUGGAAAUGACCCAGAAUUCCUACAGAGCAAAGGAGCCCAUACUGGCUCUCCGGAGAGCUUUAUUAAGCCUCAACAAAAGACCAGAUUACAAUGAAAUGGUUGGAGAAUGUUGGCUACAGAGUGCCAGAGUAGCUCGAAAGGCUGGUCACCACCAAACAGCCUACAAUGCUCUCCUUAAUGCUGGAGAAUCACGACUCGCUGAACUGUAUGUGGAAAGGGCAAAGUGGCUGUGGUCCAAGGGUGAUGUUCACCAGGCACUAAUUGUUCUUCAGAAAGGUGUUGAGUUAUGUUUUCCUGAAAAUAAAACCCCAACCGAGAGUAAGAACAUGUUAAUCCAUGGUCGAGCUAUGCUACUAGUUGGCCGUUUUAUGGAAGAAACAGCUAACUUUGAAAGCAAUGCAGUUAUGAAAAAAUAUAAGGAUGUGACCUUGUUCCUGCCAGAGUGGGAGGAUGGACAUUUCUACCUUGCCAAGUACUAUGACAAAUUGAUGCCCAUGGUCACAGACAACAAAAUGGAAAAGCAGGGUGAUCUCAUUCGGUAUAUAGUCCUUCACUUUGGAAGUCUACAACCAGUAAAACAUCCGCAGUGCAACAAAGGUACUUCUGCUCAACACACCAGAACACUGGAGAAUCCACAUAGUGGUACAUCUAAAGGUAGGGGGACUGAAACACAUAGAGGAGGUAAAAGCAAGGGAACAGCACAGGUGGUGCCUGCAAACCCAGUCCUCCAGCCACAACAACUGAGUCUGCAGCCCCAGAGAACCUGAUAGUAACAGGGGAGGAAGGUACACAUGAUUCCGGCCUCCUGGACACAGCAGCUCACGUGGCCACGGGUAAUUGCAGAGCAGUGGCAGUGGGGCCCGAGACCCUGUCCCUCCAGCCACUGAGACUCCAACAACUCCAGGUCCACUGUGGCAGAGCCCCACAAACCUUACAACACCAGACACAGCAGAGGCACCCAUGCAACCUUAGCUCCCCUCCCAACGCUCCUCAUUUGCCUCCCCCCGCCAUGGCAGUAGAGCCUGCGAUUCAUGGGAUCCCACAUGAGAUGGCAAUCUACCAUCCAGGUGCACAGUGACAGUGGCAGAAGGAAAGUACCAAUGACUUCAGAGGCCCAAGAUGCAGUAACAAGGGCAAGGAGUCAUAUCUCUAACAGAGGAGGUGGAAGGUGGAAAGGGCAGAUUCUCAAGUAGAACCAGAGGCACCUCAGGUAAAAGGAACCAAAAACCUAUGCUAUAGUGCCACCUACUGGAAAACAAAAGAAAGGCCCCUAAUCUCUAACCUGUCCCUACUUCAAAUGCACUGGCAAAGAAACGUCUCAUGUAGCACCAUGAAGAACCAUAGUGACACUGUACCACAAAAAGCAAAUGAUGAUUUUCCAGAAGCCAAACUUAAUCAGAGAAUAUUGCAAUUUGGUAGAGAAUUCAAUAUAGCUGUCAUGAAGAAACCCAGUGAGGGACUUCCCUGGUGGUGCAGCAGUUAAGAAUCCGCCUGCCAUUGCAGAGGACACGGGUUCAAUCCUUGGUUCAGGAAGAUCACACAUGCCAUGGAGCAGCUAAGCCCAUGUGCCACAACUACUGAUCCUGCACUCUAGAGCCCGCAAGCUACAACUGCUGAGCCCUCGUACCACAACUGCUGAAGUCCACACACCUAGACCCUGUUCUCCGCAACAAGAGAAGCCACCACAAUGAGAAGCUCAUGCAUGGCAAUGAAGAGUAGCCCCCACUCGCUGCAACUAGAGAAAGCCUGCGCACAGCAACAAAGACACAGUGCAGCCAAAAAUAAUUAAUUAAUUAAUUUUAAAAAGAGAGAAAAACCCAGUGAGCUAUAGGAAAAUUUAGAAAGGCAGUUCAGUGGGCUUGGGAAUAAAAUUAAUGAACAGAGGGAAUACUGACUGAAGAGAAUGAAAUGCUAAAAAAGAACCAAACAAAUUCUGGAGUUGAAGACCUCAAUAAAUGAGGUGAAGAAUGCAUUUAAAAGCAUUGGAAAUAGAGCAGACCAUAUGGAAGAGAGAAUUAGCAAGCUUGAAGAUAAAAAUCUAGAAAUGGUACAAGUAGGACAGCAAAGAGAAGAUAUUUUAAAAAUGAGGAAAUUCUAUGAUAGCUAUCCAACUCUCUUAGGAAGGGCAACAUUAGGGUAAUGAGUAUUGCAGAAGAGAAGAGAGGGAGAAGAGAGCAAAGAGUUUAUUUAAAGAACUAAUAGCUGAGAACUUCCCAAACCUGGAGAAGAAGGUGGGUAUACAAUAUACAAGUCUAUGAAGCCAAGAGAACACCUAAUUACCUUCUCUAAGACAAAUUGUAUUAAAAUUGUCAAAAGUCAAUGACAAAGAAUUUUAAAGGCAGCCAAGGAAAAAGAGAUGGUAACCCACAAAGCCACCUCAUUGGGCUAUCCUUUCUCGAUAAAAAUGCUACAGACCAGGAGGAAGUGGAGUGACUUUCUCAAAAUAGUGAAAGAUAAAAAUUGUCUUUCAAGAAUACACUAUCCAGCAAAGUUAUCCUUCAGAUAUGAAGGAGAAGUAAAGACUUUCCCAGACAAAAAAAAGCCAAGAGAGCUAAUCAACAUUAGACCUGCCUUACCAGAAAUGUUGAAAGGAGCUUUUCUACCAGAAGCAAAAUAGCAAAAAGUACACAAAACUUUGAGUCAGAUGAUAGGUAGACAGAAUCAAAAGUUGCAAGUCUUUAUCACAAUAGGUUUUUAAACACUUUGUUAUAGCAUAAAGGCUAAAGGGGGAAAAUGUUGAAAAAACAACUAUAACUAUUUCAAUUUGGUAACAAACUCACAACAUAAAAAGGGAUAAUUUGAGACAAAAAUUAAGAGGGGAAGAGGAAAAGGACAGAACCUACAUAGGUAAAUGAAGUUAAGAUCCUAUCAGCAGAAAAAGGACUAUUUUUAUCUAUGCGAGGUUUCAGGGACUUCCCUGGUGGCACGGUGGUUAAGAAUUGCCUGCCAAUGCAGGGAACAUGGGUUUGAUCCCUGGGCCGGGAAGAUCCCAUGUGCCACGGGGCAACUAAGCCUGUGCACCACAGCUAGUGAGCCUGUGCUCUAGAGCCCACAAGCCACAGCUACUGAGCCCAAGUGCCACAACUACUGAAGCCCGUGUGCCUAGAGCCAAUGAGAAGCCCGCACAACUAAGAGUAGCCCCCACUCACCGCAACUAGAGAAAGCCCAUGUGCAGCAACAAGGACCCAAUGCAGCAAAUAAAUUAAUUAAAUUUAAAAAACGGUUUCAUGCAACCCCACAAAACAUAAAUCUAGAGUAGAAACAUGAAACAUAAAGAGGAAACUAUGAAAAACAGAAAACCUCCAAAUCAAAAUGGCAGACAGAAACACAUGGGGAAAAAAAAAGAUGAAGAUAUAGAGCAACCAGAAAACAAAAGCUAAAAUGGCAGUGCUAAUUCCUCAUCUAUCACCUAAACUGUAAAUGGAUUGAAUUCACCAACCAAAAGACACAGAGUGGUUGGGUGAAUUAAAAAAACAAGACCCAACUAUAUGCUGCCUCCAGGAGCUCAGCUCUAAAGACAAACAUAGGCUCAAAGUGAAGGGAUGGAAGAUGAUACUCCUAGCAAAUGGAAAUUGACAGCAACACAAUAAUAGUAGGGGACUUUAACAUCCCACUUGCAUCAGUGGAUAGAUUAUCUAGAGAGAAAUUCAGCAAGGAAACAGCAGAACCAGAUGGAUUUGAUAGAUCUAUACAGAACAUUACAUUCAAACACAGCAGAAUACAUAUUCUCAAGUGCACAUGGUACUUUCUCAAGGACAGACUCUAUCUUGAGUCACAGAACAAGUCUCAGUAAAUUUAAGAAGAUUGAAAUCAUAUCAAGCAUCUUUCCCAAUCACAAUGGUAUGAAACUAGAAAUCAACUACAAGAAGAAAGUAUAUAGCAAGUAUAUAUGAAGACUGAACAGCAUGCUACCAAACAAUUUUUGGGUCAACAAAGAAAUCAAAGAAGAAAUUAAAAGUUACCUAAAGACAGAUGAAAAUGAAAAUAUGACAUACCAAAAAAUUUAUGGGAUGCAGCAAAAGCAAUACUAUGAGGGAAAUUUAUAGCAAUACAGGCCUACCUCAAGAAACAAAAAUCUCAAACAAUCUAACCUUACACCUAAAGGAACUAGAAAAAGAACAGCAAACAAUGCCCAAAGCCCAUGGAAGAAAGGAGGUAACAAUCCAAGUGGAAAUAAGUGAAAGAGACUUUUUUUCUGCUGUCUUUCUACAGAUGUGGUGAAAGUAGCCAAGAGAACUAGAAUUAGGAGUGGAAUCUGAAGAUGUGACUAAAUUGCUGUAAUCUCACGAUAGAAACACAAUAAAACGAAUGAAGAGCUGCCUCUUAUGGAUGAGGAAAAAAAGUGAUUUCUCGAGAUGGAAUCUACUCCUGAAGAUGCCGUGAAGAUUGUUGAAAUGACAGCAAAGGAUUUAGAAUAUUACCUAAACUUAGUUGAUAAAGCAGUGUCGGGGUUUGAGAGGAUUGACCGCAGUUUUGAAAGAAGUUUUACUGUGGGUACAAUGCUAUAAAACAGCAUUGCAUGCUACAGAGAAAUCGUUCAUGAAAGGAAGUAUCAGUCAGCGUGGCAGACAUCAUUGUCUUAUUUUAAGAAAUUGCCAAAUCUCUUGCAUUUCUAUACACCAACAAUGAAAGAUCAGAAAGAGAAAUUAAGGAAACAAUCCCAUUCACCAUUGCAACAAAAAGAAUAGAAUACCUAGGAAUAAACCUAACCAAGGAGGUAAAAGACCUGUACUCAGAAAACUAUAAGACAUUAAUGAAAGAAAUCAAAGACACAAACAGAUGGAGGGACAUACCAUGUUCUUGGAUUGGAAGAAUCAACAUUGUGAAAAUGACUAUAUUACCGAAAGCAAUUUACAGAUUCAAUGCAAUCCCGAUCAAGUUACCAAUGGCAUUUUUCACAGAACUAGAACAAGAAAUUUUACGAUUUGUAUGGAAAUGCAAAAGACCCCGAAUAGCCAAAGCAAUCUUGAGAAGGAAGGACCGAGUUGGUGGAAUCAGGCUUCCCGACUUCAGACUAUACUACAAGGCUACAGUGAUCAAGACAGUAUGGUACUGGCACAAAAACAGAAAUAUAGAUCAAUGGAACAGGAUAGAAAGCCCAGAGAUAAACUACAGUCAACUAAUCUAUGACAAAGGAGGCAAGGAUAUACAAUGGAGAAAAGGCAGCCUCUUCAAUAAGUGGUGCUGGGAAAACUGGACAGCUACAUGUAAAAGAAUGAAAUUAGAACACUUCCUAACACCAUACACAAAAAUAAACUCAAAAUGGAUAAAAGACCUAAAUGCAAGGCCAGACACUAUAAAACUCCUAGAGGAAAACAUAGGAAGAACACUCUUUGAUGUAAAUAACAGCAAGAUCUUUUUUGAUCCACCCCCUAGAAUAAUGGAAAUAAAAACAAAAAUAAAUCAGUGGGACCUAAUGAAAUGUCAAAGCUUCUGCACAGCAAAGGAAACUAUAAGCAAGACGAAAAGACAACCCUCAGAAUGGGAGAAAAUAUUUGCAAACGAAUAAACAGACAAAGGAUUAAUCUCCAAAAUAUAUAAACAGUUUAUCCAGCUCAAUAUCAAAAAAACAUACAACCCAAUCAAAAAAUGGGCAGAAGACCUAAAUAGGCAUUUCUCCAAAGAAGUCAUAUGGAUGGCCAAGAGGCACAUGAGAAGCUGCUCAACAUCACUAAUUAUUAGAGAAAUGCAAAUCAAAACGACAAUGAGGUAUCACCUCACACCGGUUAGAAUGGGCAUCAUCAGAAAAUCGACAAACAGUAAAUGCUGGAGAGGGUGUGGAGAAAAAGGAACACUCUUGCAUUGCUGGUGGGAAUGUAAAUUGAUACAGCCACUAUGGAGAACAAUAUGGAGGUUCCUUGAAAAACUAAAAAUAGAGUUACCAUAUGACCCAGCAAUCCCACUACUGGGCAUAUAUCCAGAGAACACCAUAAUUCAAAAAGAUGCAUGCACUCCAGUGUUCAUUGCAGCACUAUUUACAAUAGCCAGGACAUGGAAGCAACCUAAAUGUCCAUCAACAGAUGAAUGGAUACAGAAGAUGUGGUACAUACAUACAAUGGAAUAUUACUCAGCUGUAAAAAGCAAUGAAACUGGGACAUUUGUAGAGACAUGGAUGGCCCUAGAGACUGUCAUACAGAGUGAAGUGAGUCAGAAAGAGAAAAACAAAUAUUGUAUAUUAACACAUAUAUGUGGACUAUAGAAAAAUGGUACAAAUCAACUGGUUUGCAAGGCAGAAAUAGACACAGAUGUAGAGAACAAACAUAUGGACAGCAAGUGGGGAAAGCGGGGAGGGUGGGGAGGAAAUGAAUUGGGAGAUUGGGGUACCAAAUUGUACACUCUAAAUAUAUGCAGUUUAUUGUAAAAAAUAAAAAAAUAAAAAGUUUAAAAAAAAGAAAAAAAUUGCUACAGUCACUGCAACUUCAACAGCCACCACCCUGAUCAAUCAGCUGCCAUCAACAUCAAGGUGAGACCCUCCGCCAGCAAAAAGAUUACAACUUGCUGGAGGCUCAGAUGAUGAUUAGCAUUUUUUAGCAGUAAAGUAUUUUACAAUUAAGGUAUGUAUAUUGCUUUUUUAGACAUAUGCUAUUGCACACUUAGUAGACUACAGUAUAGUGUAAACAUGACUUUUAAAUGCAUUGGGAAACCAAAAAAUUUGUGUGACUCACUUUAUUGUGACUCACUUUAUCGCAGUGGUCUGGUACCAAACCUGCAAUAUCUCCGGGUUAUCCCUGUACUAACUUUUCACAGAUUUGGCAGAGACACAGGGUUGAGUGGUUUGUUGAGAGGAUGAUGAGGAAAUUGGACUUGAUGGAAGAUGUAUGCUGGUGAAUAGUGAGAGACUAAAACUGCAAAGUUGUAAAGAAAAAGGGUUAUAUAUAUUUGAAUCCCAAGCAGAGUCAUUCAUAUAGACUUAAUCUAUAGGUAAGUGAUUCCUGUUUUUGAACAGGGGGAAGGUAUAAUAAAGCUAGAAUUUCAGAAAUGUUAGUCUGGAAUUUAUUGAAGGGAAGAAAUGUGGAAUUAGGGAGACCAAGUUACUGUAAUUUCCCAGAAAUGGAGUGAUGGGACCUGACCUAGGAUUAUGGCCAUGGAAUACAAAUAAAGGCAUAGAUUCUGUGGACAAUUUGAAAGAAGUACUAACAGGAGUUUGACUAGGUCAAAGCUUGAAGUAUUUUCGGUCCACGUAUUGAUAAUAUAGAGCUUAGUGAGGAAUGAAGAAAGAAAAAAAUUGAGAGAGAGGAGUGAAAAUAACAUGUACCAGGAAGAAAUACUGAUAUUAUAAUUUUUGUCAGAGGCUGUGUAUUUCUCAGGUGGUAAUUUAAGUCUUUAUAUUUUAAUUCAUAUAAUGUAAAAAAGAAUACUAUGGUUAAUAUCUUUUCUAUAUAAUUGCAGAUCUCUACAGUAUGGAAAUCAGUUCAU
Messenger RNA from Hippopotamus amphibius kiboko, 13204 nucleotides. It is a transcript of the gene ATR, whose product is annotated as ATR serine/threonine kinase. NCBI's taxonomy places the organism in Eukaryota, Metazoa, Chordata, Mammalia, Artiodactyla, Hippopotamidae. Gene Ontology annotation, biological process: telomere maintenance; protein phosphorylation; DNA damage checkpoint signaling. The record is from RefSeq and is a predicted model, not a curated record. Gene Ontology annotation, molecular function: protein serine/threonine kinase activity; protein binding. Gene Ontology annotation, cellular component: nucleus. The transcript has 37 exons. The coding region runs from base 124 to 6555 and encodes 2143 amino acids.